Molecule: messenger RNA, 2206 nt
Organism: Sardina pilchardus (European sardine)
Lineage: Eukaryota; Metazoa; Chordata; Actinopteri; Clupeiformes; Clupeidae
Gene: pstpip1a
Product: proline-serine-threonine phosphatase interacting protein 1a
Exons: 15
Coding region: 205-1461 (418 amino acids)
Biological process (GO): actin filament polymerization
Cellular component (GO): actin filament; cytoplasm; plasma membrane
Molecular function (GO): actin filament binding
Source: RefSeq, a predicted model, not a curated record
UUUAAGACAAACCUGCACAGUGAAGGGGAGCAGUUCCUGCAUGUACCGUAUUCUCAAUCUCUGCCAAUGUUUAACUAUUUCUCAUUUUGUUUGCUGAUUUGAUCUGCUGUUGCGUCAUUGUCAAGCCUCUGGGAUAUUAAUUGAAGCUUCUAUCAGCCAAGACGAUUUCCAAAGAAGGAAAUACUUCUUAGGUUCUGGUUUAAGAUGACACCAUUACAAUUCAAAGAUGCUUUCUGGGGAACAGAUUUCUGCAGCAACGUGGGCUAUGAAGCGCUCAUCCAACGCCUGUGUGAUGGCCGCCGGAUGUGCAAGGACAUGGAGGAGCUCCUGAAGAUGAGGGCAUUGGCAGAGGAAAGGUAUGGCAAGGAGUUGGUGACCAUUGCUCGCAAAGCAGGAGGCCAAAGUGAGAUCAGUACUUUGAAGGCUUCAUUUGAUCAUCUGAAAGCACAGAUUGAGAACAUUGGGAACCUGCACAUGCAGCUGUCAGUAAUGCUCAAGGACGAGGUGAAGAGGAUGGAGCAGUUUAGGGAGCGGCAAAAAGAGCAGCGGAAAAAGUUCGAGGGGAUCAUGGAGAAGGUACAGAAGACCAAAAUUGCUUUAUUUAAGAAAACAAUGGAGUCUAAGAAACUGUACGAGCAGAAGUGCAGGGAGGCCGAUGAGGCGGAGCAGGCUGCUGAGAGAGUCAACAGUGCUCCCACUGCCACACCCAAACAGGCCGAGAAGGUACAGAACAAGGCCAAACAAUGCAGAGAAGCAGCAGUAGAUGCAGAGAAGCAGUAUAUGUCCAAUAUCGAGCAGCUUGACAAGAUUCGUCAGGAAUGGGAGUCAACCCACGAGAGCACAUGUGAGGUCUUCCAGCAACAGGAGGGAGACCGCGUCAACAUCUUGAGAAAUGCAAUGUGGGUUCAUUGUAACCACUUCUCAAUGCAGUCUGUAAAGGAUGACGAGUGUUAUGAGGAAGUGCGUCUGAGCUUGGAGGAGUGUGACAUUACGGUUGACAACAACAGUUUCAUUGAGCUGAAGAGCACGGGAACGACCCCCCCAGUGCCCAUUGUGUUUGAGAACUACUACGACAGAGAGCCGUGCACAGACGGCAGCAACGGCAUUGGAGGGCGCUUUGGUGGAGGGGUCAUGAAAAGGUUUUCAAAUCUUUUGCAAGGAAACUCUAGUGCCAGCAGGAACAAUGUCAAUGAUGGUGUAUCAACGGCUACACCCACUGCUGAUUCAGAUGGGGUGUACGCCUCCAUCCCUGGGCUUGGGACCGGAGGAGCACCAAGAGCUGCGGCAGCAGUAGAGGAGUACCAGGCGCUCUAUGAAUAUGUUGCUCAGAGCUCAGACGAGCUGUCCAUUGCCGUGGGGGAGGUAGUGGUGGUGGUGGACCAGGGGCAAGAUGGCUGGUGGACAGUGGAAAGUAAAGGCCAGUCAGGCCUGGUACCGGGAUCUUACCUCAACAAAGUCUGAAAGGGAGCGUACACACACACACACACACACACACACACACACACACACACACACACACACACACACACACACACACACACACACACACACACACACACACACACACACACACACACACACACACACACACACACUGAGAGGACCCUGUUACAGGUCGACAGCUGUGUGGGCUUAUCCAGUGCCGAUCUGACUCAGAGGUGUGAAGCACCAGCUUAACAGCAGUUUUAUUCAGGGUAACAUAUUUAUAUUGUGAAAAGGAGAGCUCGUCUCAAGCAGGCACUACAGGCUGGCAUAACACAAUUGUAGCGCAGUAGAUCUAGUUGUAACUGGACUGUUCGUUUCCAAUAUUCCUUUUGUGUGAUGUAUGUUAAAGAUGAGAUAUUACUAUGCAGUGGCUAGGGAUGUUCCAUAGGUGGGGGUGGGGGUAAUUUAAAUUCAGAUGUUCCUUGCUUAAAGCUAGUGAACUUCAACUACAGCCAUUAAUAUUUCUACUGUGCGUCACUGUGUUUUGUUGUUGGUCAUUUGUGGUAUUGUCAAUAUUUCAAGAGGAAUUUUGAAUUUCUUUAACGCAAACUAUGUGAAUGUAUUUGAUGCAAAAAUACUCUAGUUCCAAUUUACUCACUUCUGACUCUGUGGAGAGAGAAUUUGCAGAAUGUCUAAUUUAUAAUCAAACUGGCAUUUCUUCUGGCUUCAUUUGUUAACCUCUGUAAAUGUUUUAAUAAGAUUAAACUGCACUGUUUCUUUA